Branchiostoma floridae (Florida lancelet) is the source of this 2593-nucleotide messenger RNA. Its product is annotated as ras association domain-containing protein 2-like. The transcript has 10 exons. The coding region runs from base 182 to 1192 and encodes 336 amino acids. The record is from RefSeq and is a predicted model, not a curated record. NCBI's taxonomy places the organism in Eukaryota, Metazoa, Chordata, Leptocardii, Amphioxiformes, Branchiostomatidae. Gene Ontology annotation, biological process: signal transduction.
UCCUCUAAAUUGAACAGGACUACUUUUCCUAGCGGAUGGCGAAAAUGCGUUCUACGGCCCCAUUACAAACAAGCACUUCCCGUACAGCAGACAAUGGCUGAAGUUUUUCUGUCAGUUCCGUCAGAAUUAGAAGAUAUGUCGUCUCAACGAGCUCAGUAUCUAGUCUAGCAGUUAGGUAGAUAUGGAUGGUGACACUGUAAGCAGCUCCUUCUCCAAAGUGCCAAGGGAGGAACUGCUGUCAAGACUGAAGACGUACAACUUGUACCACUCCGAGAAAGGCAGCACUGUGCAGCUCAGGUCCACACAGGUAGACAGUCAGGAUGGAGACACCUUGGCAGUAGAAGGCAUGCUGAAGAUUUACUGGGAUGUGAAGAGGCCCAUCAGACUAAAGAAGGAUGACGAUUCUUUUCCAGAAAAGUCGCCCCCUCCCAGAGUUCAGCCCGGUCUGGACAAUGCGGGGAAAAGCUUCAAUGCACCUGGUCUUUCCAGGAGCGCAAUACGAAGCAGAUCGUACAAAGCAGCUCAGAAAUCUUGGGAUCCUGAAGAGAUGCCAGCCGCCACAGUCUCCCUGGACUCUGGCUUCCUGUUUGGCAGCAGCUCCCGCCCACGCCUCACCAGCGACUCCAGUGAGCCCGCACACGCACGCACGCAGCCGCACACCAAAGUCCUGGGGCGACCCAAGAGCGACCUCUGGGACAUCAAGCAGAACCGCUUGAGGAGGAGAUACUCCAUCAAUGGCCACAUCUACAACAGCAGGACUGCAGUUUUUACGCCAGCCCAUGGCAGCAUGACCAAUGUCAGACUAAACAGCAGAAUGAGAACACCACAAGUUGUUGAACUGCUCCUCAGCAAGUUUAGAGUUGAGAAUGAUUCUGACGACUUUGCUCUGUAUGCUGUCCAUGCAUCUGGAGAAUUCCGUCGACUGAAGGACACAGACACUCCCCUUAUUGAAAGAGUGCUCCUGGGACCAAGUGAGGAUGUAGCCAAGAUAUUCAUCAUGGAGAAGUCUGCAGAGGAGGACAUUCCUUUAGAGGUUGGACAGUACAUGAAGUUUCCCAUUGCUGUUCUGGAGAGUAUCUUGACAAAGUUCACCGAACAGGAGGAGAGAGAAAUAGAGGACAUCAGACAAAGAUACGAGGCUGAGAAGAAGCGGUUGAGAAGAAAUAUGUCUGUCAAGAGUACAGCUGUCUAGCUUGGCCCCCGGCAGUGUAAUGCAGUAAGAUGUGUGUAUCAAUACAUGCUCGUAGGCAGGGUGGUUCGAGCGUUUCGGAUUUACUCUGUGGUACCCAAAAAGACAGAUCAUUAUUGACCUCUCUUGGCAGCCCUGUCAUCAACAGUCUCAGUUUUAUUUUACCUUGAAAUCCUCCCAAAAAAAACCUAGUUGGAAAUCCCAUUUCAGAAGAUUGAAUUUUCCCAAUUUCCCAGGGAGCAUAUGCCCCCAUAUCCCUUAUAAAGCUUGCACCCAAAAAUCUUCAAGAGAAACUCCCGAAGCAAUAUCCUGCCUAUGCCUAUGGGCAUGCACUGUGUCUGCCUCAAAUCACCACCACUAACUGUGGCAAACUUUGCCAUAUUGUCACAAUACACUGUCUAAUUGUGUCGGAACCUUUAGCAUGUUACUGGCCACAUUUUUUGCCAACACUGUCUGUCUGUCUGAGGACAUUCAUAUGUCUGAAGAAAAUACCACAUUCGCUGGUUUGUUCAUUAACCUCUUGUGGUUUGUGAUUGGAGAGUUUUUGUGAUGUAAAUUUGAGUGAGUGAAUUUAAUUGCCCAAAUUUGCUGCCAAUUUGAAGUGGUAAGAGAAAAGAGACCAAAAUGAAAUUAGCAUGCCAAAGGUUGCCCUUUAGAUUAUUUAGUUGAAACACAUUCCGUUGAAGGCCACAAGUAACAAAGCACUUUUAAAUUAUUGUCCUGUUAUGUUAAGUUUUGUUGUAUUCAUUCUUGUUGUAACCUAUUAAACAUUCAAGUGAAUGUUGUAUUACCCAUUGUGUUACUUACACAUAGUUACUCACUUUGUAACCAUUCCUAAAACAUUACGUAUGAAUUAAGUAUAACGAAGCUACUGCAUCAUCUGUUUGUAAAAUGCUGUCUUGUCUGUGUUGUCAAUUAUCACAAAGCCACUUGCAUUGAGCAAAUUUUCAGGACAAGAUGCAAUACCUACAUGGAAUUUAGGAACUGCACACUUACCCUACCCUAAGGUAUGUAGCUAUAUUUUGAGAUAGUACAAUGCGAAAUGUCAUUAACAAAAGGACAAUGUAUGUUAGGUAAGUGGAGAGAGACAUGGUGACAAGACUUUAUUGUAUUGCUCCUAAAAUGAUUUUAUCUGACAAACUAAGUGAGGACAAAAUUUAAGGGAAAAUGGAUAUAUACAUUUAGGUGUUUGAUCCCACACUUUUCUUAAUUUUAAAGGUUUAUAAUAUAAAUGAUGUUAUUUUAUCUUCAUAAAUUGUUCAGUUUUAUGUUUGAUGAUUGUAAUGUAUUUUGAUAUAAACAUGACAAUAAACAAAAAGGGUUUUAAGAUUAUGUAAUAUAUUUUUGUUUAGUAGACCAAUUAUUAGAUUCUUAAAAGCUGAUACAGGGUAUCCUGGAAAAAAA